CAGCCACCUGCGGCCAUGUCCUCCAGGGCCAGCAUGUAUGCCCUGCAGCGCUUGGUGGAGCAGCUCAAGCUGGAGGCCAGUGUGGAGAGGAUCAAGGUCUCUCAGGCAGCUGCCGAGCUUCAGCAGUACUGCAUGCAGAAUGCCUGCAAGGAUGCCCUGCUGGUCAGUGUUCCAGCGGGCAGCAACCCCUUCCUGGAGCCCAGAUCCUGUGCUUUACUCUGAAGACUGGAAAAAAGUUCACUAAGGAAGCCUUCAGGCACAAAGUGAUGAAUGACUUCCUCCAAGUCUCACAGAAACAUUUUUUUCUAACCAAAUGACUUACAUAUUCAGACCUUCCCUGUGGCCUAGUCCUAUAGCCAAAAUUCUACAGAAAUUGAUGAGUGUCAACUCAAAUUAGGAAACUGGGU
Myotis brandtii (Brandt's bat) is the source of this 407-nucleotide messenger RNA. Its product is annotated as guanine nucleotide-binding protein G(I)/G(S)/G(O) subunit gamma-10. The coding region runs from base 16 to 222 and encodes 68 amino acids. The transcript has a single exon. The record is from RefSeq and is a predicted model, not a curated record. Lineage: Eukaryota; Metazoa; Chordata; Mammalia; Chiroptera; Vespertilionidae. Gene Ontology annotation, biological process: G protein-coupled receptor signaling pathway. Gene Ontology annotation, molecular function: G-protein beta-subunit binding. Gene Ontology annotation, cellular component: heterotrimeric G-protein complex.